This is a messenger RNA of Anarrhichthys ocellatus (wolf-eel), 1053 nucleotides long. RefSeq names its product transmembrane protein 97 (gene tmem97). The transcript has 3 exons. NCBI's taxonomy places the organism in Eukaryota, Metazoa, Chordata, Actinopteri, Perciformes, Anarhichadidae. Gene Ontology annotation, cellular component: endoplasmic reticulum. The coding region runs from base 340 to 870 and encodes 176 amino acids. The record is from RefSeq and is a predicted model, not a curated record.
AGAUAGAUAGAUGAGGUGUGUCCUUAAUAAAGUCUGAAGUGAAUUGAAUAAUUACAUAAAUAGAUAAUGAUGAGAAGAAAAAAUAAUCAACUAAAAGAAAUUUAAAAAAUCGGUUGUAAAAUGCUUGCAUUUGAGUUUCCAUAAGUAUUUGUAUGAGCAAAAGCGACAUUUACGAAGAGCACCUGAAGCGGCAUUGGGUUCAGGAACGCCCCCUUCUCUCUUUGCCAGCCAAUGGGAUUCGUCGUGGUGAACACGCGUUUCUACCGUCUGUGACACGCGUCUGCUACGAACUUAGUCCCAGUUUGUUAUCUGUGAUUUGCAGCGAAUAAGCGAGAGAUAAUGUCUGUCCGUGUGUUAGAAAUACUCUUCUUCUUCUAUUUCGCCUCUCACAUUCCUAUCACACUGUUUAUUGACCUACAAGCCUUGCUGCCUGGACAUGUGUAUCCUCAGCCGCUGAGAGAUCUUCUGAAGUGGUACGCAGAGGAGUUCAAAGACCCCAUGGUUCUGGAUCCGCCAGUCUGGUUCAGGUCUUUCAUUUUCUGCGAGGCUUUGCUUCAAACGCCUUUUUUCCCCGUAGCAGCGUAUGCUUUCCUGAAAGGUGGCUGUAAGUGGAUCAGGACUCCUGCCAUCGUGUAUUCCACACAUGUGGCCACCACGCUGGUCCCGAUCCUAGCUCACAUCCUGUUGUACCAGUUCCCUAUGAAACCCCACCCUGGUCCCCAGACCCUGCAGGAGCGCUGGCUGCUGGUCUCCAUAUACUUACCAUAUCUGCUGGUACCCAUGCUGCUGCUCAUCACCAUGCUGCUGUCCUCCACAUACAACUCCACCUCCAAGUCUGCACACAAGUCAGCCAAAUCCAAGAAGAACUGACACCAGACUAAAGCUGAUUCACUCUUAUUUUAGCAGAUAUCCUUCUAUAUUUCUCAAUGUACCAUUUGUAUGUGAUGAAGAAGCCUAUCUGGGAGGCUGUGUGAGUCACACUGCAUCACACUGUCAUUAGAAAGAAUGUUCUCUGGUUAAACCAGCCAGAAUGAGCAAGUAAACAAAUUGUUG